Messenger RNA from Dioscorea cayenensis subsp. rotundata (Guinea yam), 1020 nucleotides. RefSeq lists its product as uncharacterized. The transcript has 11 exons. The record is from RefSeq and is a predicted model, not a curated record. NCBI's taxonomy places the organism in Eukaryota, Viridiplantae, Streptophyta, Magnoliopsida, Dioscoreales, Dioscoreaceae. The coding region runs from base 129 to 830 and encodes 233 amino acids.
CAAGGCCUUCAACGCGGUUUUCAGUUCCCCUCUCUCUCUCUCUCUCUCUCUCUCUCUCUCUCUCGCUUACCAACUCUCCUCUGCCGUGCCAGGGCUUGCCGGCGACCAGAGGAAGUGGGUGAGAGAAGAUGCCGAAUUGGGAGCUCAAGAACUGUUGCAAGCAUGAUCAAACUGUUUUCCUGGUGAUGGUCGGCGUCUUCACCGUUGUCAUCCUCGCAUUGUGGAGGACGGUGUUGCUGACCCCUUUCAAGCUAAUCACAGUGUUUCUUCAUGAAACAAGUCAUGCUCUUGCUUGUAAACUCACAUGUGGUCAGGUGGAAGGUAUCCAGGUUCAUGCAAAUGAGGGUGGAGUAACACAAACCCGUGGUGGUAUCUAUUGGGUGAUCCUCCCGGCUGGAUAUCUUGGCUCAUCGUUUUGGGGAAUGGUUCUGAUACUUGCAUCUACCAAUCUUCUGACUGCAAGAAUCGCUGCUGGUUGUUUUGGCGUAGCUUUGUUUAUUGUACUCUUCGUUGCCAAAAAUUGGUUGCUCCGAGGGCUUUGUAUUGGUUUCAUUAUUUUUCUGGCCAUCAUUUGGGUUUUACAGGAAACAACAACUGUUCGCAUACUUCGUUAUGUUAUUUUAUUUAUAGGUGUGAUGAACAGUUUGUUUUCAGUUUAUGACAUAUAUGAUGAUACAAUAUCCCGAAGAGUCAACUCAAGUGAUGCAGAGAAAUUCGCUGAGGUCUGCCCUUGCCCUUGCAAUGGUGUUGCAUGGGGAGUAAUUUGGGGUAUGAUAUCGUUUACAUUUCUAUGUGGAUCCUUGUACCUUGGUCUUGUCAUACUGUCAUGAGAUUAAUUCCAGAGAAGAGAAUAUCAUAUUUGCCAUGUCAUUCCCCAGAUGGUUUUUGAUGAGCAGCUUUUGUGCGCCAUUGGCUGCUCCUAGGUCUUGUUUGUACUCCUUAUCAUUCUUUUUAGUGAUUGUUUGACAUUAGAUUUUUAGAGAAAAUAUUGAAAUUAUCAUGAUUUAUUGGACACCGUAA